ACCCAUUAUAGCCUAGCGGUGCCACUUGACACCCAAUUUCAUAUGUUUAGUUUUUUGCGCCCUGCUCUUGUAAUAAGAAGUAAAAUCAAGUGGUUUGUUGUUUAUGCCAUGCUUGAGAGAGGUAGAAAUCACUUCAUUUAGUUUGUUUUGACCCAUACGCUUUUUGUGACCUGUACGAGCGUCGGUAAAUCAGUGUUGUAAAAUAUCUGCCAAUAAUGGAUGCAGUGUUCAAGGGUUGUACAUUACAUGAGGCACUUGCCAUACUUGAAGAAGACGACGAACUCGAGCCUCAGUUGCUUUAUAUUGAACCUCCAGACCCUGCAAUCCUAUUUGACGAAGAUUCGGCCGACGAAGAUGAGGGUGGUUUCAUAAAUAAUCUCACAGGUCGGCAACUCAAUGCUAGAUGUGAAGUGGUACUGGCAUCUAGAUCUGAGCCACGAGGUGCUGGCCGUCCAUCAGCUUCCAAAACAUCCAGAACUGGCAAUCGAGUCUCUGACAGCAUACGUUAUGACGGCAGGAAUCAUUUAUUGGUACCCGGUGGGUCACGACGCAAGUGUGGGUUAGAGUCUUGCCAUAGUCAGACUAGGCUGCAGUUCAAUAAAUGCAACGUGGGGCUCUGUGCGGCCUGCAACCUACAGUUUCACACAAACAAUACGUAAUUUCAUGGAAAUAAAUAUAAAUGUUCAUAUAA
Molecule: messenger RNA, 691 nt
Organism: Maniola jurtina (meadow brown)
Lineage: Eukaryota; Metazoa; Arthropoda; Insecta; Lepidoptera; Nymphalidae
Product: piggyBac transposable element-derived protein 3-like
Exons: 2
Coding region: 216-659 (147 amino acids)
Source: RefSeq, a predicted model, not a curated record